Kickxella alabastrina is the source of this 736-nucleotide messenger RNA. RefSeq lists its product as uncharacterized. Bases 29 to 703 code for a protein of 224 amino acids. The record is from RefSeq and is a predicted model, not a curated record. The transcript has a single exon. Lineage: Eukaryota; Fungi; Kickxellomycota; Kickxellomycetes; Kickxellales; Kickxellaceae.
UGCGAUCGACUGCGAGAAUCUGGACGCGAUGCCGCAAAAUGAGCAUAUCGGCACACUGAAUUUCAUGAGCGUGAACAACCUCGAGGGCAACAGCAACAAGCGCACCGAGCUCGACGACUGGGAGGCACUGAUUUAUGUCUUGGUGUGGCUCGGGACAUUUGGACUCAAUGGCAUGUCUAAAUAUGACAGUGACACAGAUGAGCACAGAAGGAUUGCAGGUGCUAAAAUCAACUAUUGGGUUGACAGCACAACAUUGAAGGACAUUGCCAGAUACAAGCGCGACAAUUUGGACAACAGUUCCAGUUUUAAAUCUAUUCUCAACGAGUUUGAUAGUAGUGUGGAUCAUAUCAAUGUUCUUGCAGAAUUGUUGAUUAUGAUGCGCAAUAUUCUAAUCGACAAUGCGGGAUGCAGUGAGAAUGGCAGGGAUGCAAAUAUGAAACAGCCUUUUAACCAUGGCAACUGUGAAUCAUCCGCCUCAAAAGUCACGCCUAGUUCACUUUCUCCAUUAUCCAAAUCCGCAUUGCCGGUUGAAUGGCGAGACGAUAUGAACACUCCAAUGAUUGAUCCGUUUAAAGUGCGCACUGGCAUGGCACCAACUAUUGCCAAGGAGCUGUUGGCCAUUUUGGAGAAUGUCGUUGAGUAUUGCCGAGAAUUAUUGAGCGAGGCAGGAACUGAGAGCAACGAGCCAAACGCGACGAAUUAGUUAAUUUGUUCAUUUUUAGGGAAGCUAAUUUUG